This is a messenger RNA of Budorcas taxicolor (takin), 3513 nucleotides long. RefSeq names its product stonin-1-like. Lineage: Eukaryota; Metazoa; Chordata; Mammalia; Artiodactyla; Bovidae. Gene Ontology annotation, cellular component: AP-2 adaptor complex; synaptic vesicle; transcription factor TFIIA complex. Gene Ontology annotation, biological process: transcription initiation at RNA polymerase II promoter; synaptic vesicle endocytosis; regulation of endocytosis. The transcript has 10 exons. The record is from RefSeq and is a predicted model, not a curated record. Gene Ontology annotation, molecular function: clathrin-cargo adaptor activity. The coding region runs from base 1 to 3513 and encodes 1170 amino acids.
AUGUGUUCCACGAACCCAGGCAACUGGGUCACAUUUGAUGACGACCCCACUUUUCAGUCUUCUCAAAAGUCAAAGAAUUUCCCUCUGGAGAAUCAAGGCAUUUGUCGGCCAAAUGGACUUAAACUGAACCUUUCUGGCCCUAAGGAAUUUCCCAGUGGGUCUUCCUCUACCAGCAGCACCCCUCUCUCCUCUCCCAUCGUAGACUUUUACUUCAGUCCAGGACCUCCAAGUAACUCUCCUCUUUCUACACCUACCAAAGACUUCCCAGGUUUUCCUGGCAUCCCCAAAGCAGGGACUCAUAUGCUUUAUCCUAUUCCAGAAUCAUCUUCAAGCAGUCCAUCUAUAACAGCAACAGGUUCUUCCUCACUGGCUACUAAGCCAACCUGUUUCUCCCAAGCUUCCUUACCCAGCGACCACUCAUGUAUACAUCCAGCCUCCAAAGUGGGUCUUGCAGAUGAAAUGAGCCCUCACCAGGCUGAAGGGUUCCAAAGUGAUACUCCCCAAUUUCAGUAUUUUCGGGAAGACUGUGCCUUUUCAAGUCCGUUCUGGAAAGAUGAAGGCAGUGCUUCCCAGCUCACCUUUGACCCUCCAGGAAGCAGAAAGAUCUUCCCAUCAAGAGACAAAGAAGUGCCUGUGGAUCAAAAAGGCUUAAAUCAGUGUUCACUCAGCUACAUCUGUGAGAAGCUUGAAUAUCUCCAAUCAGCUGAGAACCAAGACUCAUUUGCAAAUUUGUCUGUGCAGCGUCUAUAUGCGGAAGACGCUGCCUCUUCCUUUGUCCCCCACAUGCUCUUCAGGAGUCAGCCGAAAGCUGGAUGGCCUUUCAUGAUGAGAAUUCCGGAGAAGAAGAACAUGAUGUCUUCUCGUCAGUGGGGGCCAAUUUUUCUAAAAGUCUUACCUGGAGGAAUUCUGCAAAUGUAUUAUGAGAAGGGGUUAGAAAAACCAUUUAAAGAGUUACAGCUCGAUCCAUACUGCAGGCUUUCUGAACCCAAAGUUGAGAACUUUAGUGUGGCAGGAAAAAUCCAUACUGUGAAGAUUGAACAUGUGUCUUACACAGAAAAAAGGAAAUACCAUUCUAAGACAGAAGUAGUUCACGAACCAGACAUAGAACAAAUGCUGAAGUUGGGGUCCACAGAGUACCAUGACUUCCUCGCCUUUCUGACCACUGUGGAGGAGGAGCUGAUAAAGCUGCCAGCUGUUUCAAAACCAAAGAAGAACUAUGAGGAGCAAGAAAUUUUCCUGGAAAUUGUGGACAACUUUUGGGGUAAAAUCACUAAAGAAGAAGGAAAGUUGGUUGAAAGCGCUGUGAUAACUCAAAUUUCUUGCCUCUGCUUUGUGAAUGGCAACACUGAAUGCUUUUUAACCUUGAAUGACCAUGAGCUACAGAAGCAAAAUGAACGCUAUUUUGAGAAAGAUCCAGAAAAGAAGGGGAUUGAUAUUCUUGACUGUCAUUUUCAUAAGUGUGUGAAAGCACAAGAAUUUGAGCAAUCAAGAAUCAUUAAGUUUGUACCUCUGGAUGCCUGCAGGUUUGAGCUGAUGCGCUUCAAAACUUCACACAGCGGGGAAGAUCUUCCCUUUUCCCUGAAGUCAGUAGUGGUUGUCCAGGGGGCGUAUGUGGAGCUUCAGGCCUUUGUCAACAUGGCCCCGUUGGUCCAGAGACCAUCCCAUGCCGGUUCCUUGAGGUCCUGUGACAACAUAAUGAUACACUUUCCUGUCCCAUCUCAGUGGAUCAAGGCCCUCUGGACCAUGAACCUCCAGAGGCAGAAGUCCCUGAAAGCCAAAAUGAACCGCCGGGCGUGUCUGGGGAGUUUACACGAACUUGAAUCUGAACCUGUCAUACAGGUCACAGUGGGGUCCGCAAAAUAUGAGAGUGCCUACCGGGCUGUGGUAUGGAAGAUAGACCGGCUUCCUGAUAAAAAUUCAAGUCCUGAUCAUCCCCAUUGUUUGUCUUACAAACUAGAACUUGGAUCAGACCAAGAAAUUCCCUCCGAUUGGUAUCCAUUUGCUACUGUUCAGUUUGGGAUCCUUGACACCACUGCUUCAAGGACAGAGGUCAGGUCUCUGGGGGUGGAGAGUGAUGUCCAGCCACAGAAACACAUUCAUCAUCGGUCUUGCUACAACAUCCAGGCUAAACUUUACAGAUCUGUAAUUGAAGAUGUGAUUGAAGGAGUGAGGGAUCUCUUUGCUGAAGAAGGUGUAGAAGAACAAGUCUUAAAAGACUUGAAACAGCUCUGGGAAACAAAGGUUUUGCAAUCUAAAGCCACAGAAGACUUCUUCAGAAAUAGUGUUCAUUCACCUCUGUUCACACUUCAGUUGCCACACAGCUUGCACCAAACAUUGCAAUCAUCAGCAGCAUCGUUAGUUAUUCCUGCUGGUAGAACUCGUCCCAGUUUUAGCGCAGCAGAACUGGGCACCUCAAACUCCAGUGCAAGCUUUACUUUUCCUGGUUAUCCUAUUCAUGUACCAGUGGGUGUGACACAACAGACUGCAUCUGCUCACCUUUAUAAAGUCAGUGUACCAUUUAUGGUGACACAGACUUCUGAAAGAGCAAGUAUUCUUCAGCCUCCAGUUCAGCAAGUGUUUCAGCUGCUUGGGCAGCCGUCAAUAAUACAGACCAGUAUUCCACAAUUAAACCCAUGUUUUCUUCAAGCAACUACUGAAAAAUCACUGAGAAUGGAAACUAUGCUCCAGCAACCUAUAGCUCUUCCUUCUGAGACAGUGGAUAGGAAACAUUUAGAAAACACUGGAAAUGAGGAUAAAAUCAUAUCUGAAGCCUUAUUGAAUCAGCUGGUAAGCUCUCAGUACAUCAGCUUUCCAGGUGUUGUAUUUACUCCACAAGCCUCUCAAGCAGGUUCCAAUGUGGAGCCAGCGCUCCAGGUUUCAACUCGCAUGACUCAAAAUCUGCCUGGGCCCCUUUCCACUAGCCCUCAGGGAGCUCAGCAGCAGCACGUGCCUGAGGCUCAGCCUCGUGUUCUUAAAAACAAGAUGUGUGGAUGUGAUUCUGUAAAGCAGCCAAGAAAUACAGAGGAACCCAGCAGCCUACCUGUCUCAGAGAAGGAUUCCAGUUCUCAGAUGGAUCUGAGCAUUCAGGUAACUGAUGGUGACAUUAAUGAGAUAAUUCAAAUAGGUGGAACUGGAGAUACAUCUUCCAAUGAUGAAAUAGGAAAUACAAGACAUGUAGAUGAGAAUGGAUUGCUAGGGAUUAUUGGUGCAGGAGACCUGAAGGUGCCUGAAGAAGAAACUGGCAGUGUAUCAAAUGAAGAUUCAAGUGUGAACAGUAGUGAUAAUGAAGACCCCGAGAUAGACCUUGUGGAAGAAGACCCUUUAAAUUCUGGAGAUGAUGUUAGUGAGCAAGAUGUGCCAGACCUGUUUGAUAUGGAUAAUGUAAUUGUCUGUCAGUAUGAUAAGAUUCAUCGAAGCAAGGACAAAUGGAAAUUCUAUCUGAAAGAUGGUGUUAUGUGUUUUGGAGGGAGAGACUAUGUAUUUGCAAAAGCCAUUGGUGAUGCAGAGUGGUAA